Entrophospora candida is the source of this 1136-nucleotide messenger RNA. NCBI's taxonomy places the organism in Eukaryota, Fungi, Glomeromycota, Glomeromycetes, Entrophosporales, Entrophosporaceae. The record is from the annotation of a GenBank genome assembly.
CGCAAAAGAACUUCCCUCAAUAGAAUGCUUUCAUAGUACUCUUGGUGGUAAUAUAACAUCAGAAGACUAUGAACAUGCUAAUCUAGUAUGGGAAAAAUUCGGAUGUAAAACAUUUGGGGAUUAUCAUGAUAUUUAUCUCAAAGCAGAUGUAAUGCAACUCUGUGAUGUGUUUGAAGCAUUCAGAGAUACUGCAAUGGAAUACUAUGAAAUAGAUCCAGCAUACUAUAUUUCAACAGCAUCUUAUGCUUGGGAUGCUAUGUUAAAAUACACCAAUAUUGAGUUAGACUUAUUUACAGAUACACUUAUGCAUGAUAUUACAGAAAGUCAAAAACGUGGUGGAGUAUCUAUGGUCUCAAAAAGAUAUGGUAAAGCAAAUAUCCCAAAAUGCUCAGGAUAUAAUAAAAAGCGUCCAAAAAAAUACUUAAUGUAUGUAGAUGCAAAUAAUUUAUAUGGAUGGGCAAUGUCUCAAUAUCUCCCAACUGGUGGUUUCAAGUGGAUUAAUCCAAAUAAUGCUCCAGAUAUUAUGAGUAUCCCAGAAAAAGGUCCAAAGGGAUAUACAUUUGUAGUUGACCUUAGUUAUCCUGAAGAGCUACAUAAUCUUCAUAAUGACUACCCACUAGCUCCAGAAAAUAUCGAAAUCACAAAGGAUAUGCUAUCAAAGAAGCAAAAUGAGAUAAUUAAUAAAAAAGUUAAAACCAUUGAUCCAAAAACCGGUAAAGAAAAAGAAGUAAAAGAAUGUACUUUUGUGAAAGAAUUCGACCAAUCACCUUGGCUUGCACCAUUUAUUGAAUUUAAUACAGAUAUGAGAAAAAAUGCUAAGAAUGAGUUUGAAAAAGACUUCUUUAAACUCAUGAAUAAUUCAAUAUAUGGAAAGACUAUGGAAAAUAUUCGAAAUUAUACUGACAUAAAGUUAAUAAAGCUCAAUGAUGACUGGCAAUCAGAGCAUGCUGUGAUAAAGAAUAUAGCCAAACCUAGAUGCAGAGAUUUCAGAGCUUUUAAUGAUAACUUAUGUGCAGUGCAUCUAGGUAAGGAAAAAGUAUUACUUAAUAAGCCAAUAUAUGUAGGAUCAGCUGUAUUAGAUCUCAGCAAGCUCUGGAUGUAUCAAUAUUGGUAUGACUAUGUUAAGCUCGAAUAUG